Messenger RNA from Thermothelomyces thermophilus ATCC 42464, 2156 nucleotides. RefSeq lists its product as uncharacterized. Gene Ontology annotation, cellular component: MUB1-RAD6-UBR2 ubiquitin ligase complex. Bases 200 to 2062 code for a protein of 620 amino acids. The transcript has 2 exons. The record is from RefSeq and is a predicted model, not a curated record. Gene Ontology annotation, biological process: establishment or maintenance of cell polarity; ubiquitin-dependent protein catabolic process. Lineage: Eukaryota; Fungi; Ascomycota; Sordariomycetes; Sordariales; Chaetomiaceae.
ACUCGGCCUUGACCGUUAGCGGGCUCUGCCCUCCCACAAAGUCCUCUGGAGCGAGAGUCGGCAGGCAAAGCAACGAAUCCCAGCAGCUUCCCGAUCGCGACACGACGUUGAUCGAAACCGCACAAAUACCUCUUCUGCCGCCCUUGCCCCCACUCUCCCCUAUUUGGCGCCUACCCGUUCCGCACGGAGGCAAGCCAAGAUGAGGGAAGCCAACUUCAGCAUACCCAAUGUCAACAAGGCAUCCGUGGGCAUCACCACCGCCUUGUAUGACCGGCGAGCCCUCGACUGCACAUCGACGCUUCCAUUGAUCAAUUCCCUAAACCAUCUCGCCUACCUCACCACAUCCUCGGCUAGAAUCCGCGACAUACUUACCGUCGAUGGCGGCAUCGAAAGAUUAGUCUGCAUCCUAAAGGAAGGCCGGAGCAAGGACAUGAUGGAUAUGUGGAAAUGGAACCUGGCCUUUCAAUGCGUGGUAAACAUCGGAGUUAGGGGCACAGAAGCCGUCCGGACCCGCGUGGUCGAGGCCGAUAUGGUUCCAGUCAUUGCAACCAUCCUCGACAACUACAUCAAGGUCAUCGAGAAGGUGCGCGAGAAGGCAGAGGAAGCCAAGCAGAGGUCGGAUCCUCAUCGCCACCGGAUUGGAGGGAGCAGCCGCGUUCACAAGUCGUCGAGUUUCUCUUCUCGCUCGGGGACUUUGGAUGUCGAUCAAAGAACUUUCCGCAGGCAGGCGCCUCCCCCGUCAAUCGACGUGUCUGCCGCACUGGCCGGGCCAUCCACGGCAGCAGCCAGCCGUUCCGCUGCCGAUCCAACGCCGACAGCUCCGCAGUUCCAGGUAACCCCUCCAGCGGACCGAACCCCUCUGACCGCCCACCGACACCAUCAUCAUCAUCACCAUCAUGCCGUUACCUCUCCGGGGCCUCAGACCGCGCCACUCGCUCCGGUCGUCCCCUCUAUGGAUGCCGCCGAUGGCCUUGCCAGAACUAUCCGGGACACCGAUCGUCUUGGUAGCAUGCUUCCAUUUUCUCGAUCUGCUGCUGUCACCUCCCAGCCAGCUUCUCCUACCACACCUUUACCGCCCCCACAACUUCGCUCCCCCACGGUACGACCGACCUCUAUGCUCACUGCCGCGGCUCGGCCUCCGAGGCGGCCUUCGAUUCGCCAUCAACACUCAACCGGCGCCGAGACGGAUGACAUGAACGCUGAGAGCAUCGCUUCCGACGAGUCGCCCGACGCUGAGAUGUCGGGUACGAAUGAUAUGCAGUCAGAUGUAAAUGUCCAGGAUGUUGCAGUGGAAGAUGGAGACAGCAUCAUGGCAUCCGGUACUCUCGACCUGACAACCCCCACAGCGUCCGAGACCCAGGACGCCGGAACCUUCAACAUUACCCAUCAGGGUCCAGUUGACGGCAGUGCCAACACCAACAACACACGGACACCUGUGCCGGCUAUGGGCCUGUCGCCGAACCGGCCAACUCUGGUGGCCCCGCCUCAACCAGCCAUGCCCAACGCGAGCGUUCCGCGCUACCUGCUCGAUCGCCAAUUCAGCCCGAACCCGCAGGUGCUUGCCGCUAUGCCGCGGGAAGAAGACGUCCUGAUGUCUCUGCAGCUUCUGGCGUACGUCUCCAAAUACUGCAAUCUUAGAAAGUAUUUCCAAAAGAGCCAUCUGGUUCCUAGGCUCAAAAUCGGGAAGGAGAUUCGGCUCUUGGACGGCGGCGAUCCCGCCGCCAUCGAAGCGGAGCUGCAGCAGGAGGAGGAGGAGCUCGAAGAGGAAUACUGCCUACCAAAUGACCUGAACAUCUUCCCGCUGGUGGAGAAGUUUACGGUUAGGUACCAUAGCACCGACAUGCAAUACUGGGCCGGGGUGGUUAUGAGGAACCUGUGCCGAAAGGACGACACGCGGGGAGGCAUCCGGCAGUGCGCUUACUACCAGUGCGGCAAGUGGGAGGAGUUUACCCGCCAAUUCGCAAAGUGCCGCCGCUGCCGCCGGACCAAGUACUGCAGCAAGGAGUGCCAGAAGAGCGCCUGGGCAUUUCACCGUCACUGGUGCAUUGCCGCGACGCAAUGAUGGAAGGAAUACGCUCUUCUCUGCAGUUGGGAUUGAUGGUCGUUCUCUUGAUACCCCCCGGUUUCUUUUCCGAGUCGUCCUCGCCGGGAUACAC